Messenger RNA from Ilyonectria robusta, 1404 nucleotides. Its product is annotated as RmlC-like cupin domain-containing protein. The transcript is spliced from 4 exons. The record is from RefSeq and is a predicted model, not a curated record. Gene Ontology annotation, biological process: oxalate metabolic process. The coding region runs from base 1 to 1404 and encodes 467 amino acids. NCBI's taxonomy places the organism in Eukaryota, Fungi, Ascomycota, Sordariomycetes, Hypocreales, Nectriaceae.
AUGCACUCCCACCUUCUGCUCGGUGUGGCCCUCGUCGCAAACCUCUGCGAUGCCGUUCCCGUCCAAGACAGUCCUCGCCAGCGUCUGCUGGAUGGACUCGGCCUCCCUUCAACCUACCGCAGUGUAACUGGCGGUGGGCGUCUUCCCUUUACACCGGGGCAUAAAGACCCCUACGACAAUCCAGUUGACUCGGUUGGUGAUGAGCUUGACCCGCUCCCAUGGCGAAAUGGCCUUGGUGCUUCUGUGCUUGGCCCAUGGAACAAGGAACGGUCUAGGCAGAGCCCUGACCUGAUCCGACCACCAAGCACUGAUCAUGGAAACCUGGCCAACAUGCGCUGGAGUUUCGCUGAUUCUCACAUCCGCAUUGAGGAAGGAGGAUGGACUCGACAGACUACUAUCAGAGAGCUGCCGACCAGUGUUGAGUUGGCAGGCGUCAACAUGCGCCUUGGUGAAGGCGUCAUUCGCGAGCUCCACUGGCACAAGGAGGCCGAGUGGGCCUAUGUCCUUGACGGCGAGGUCCGCGUCACAGCACUUGACUACGAGGGUGGCAACUUUAUCGACGACUUGAAGAAGGGUGAUCUCUGGUACUUCCCCAGCGGCGUGCCUCACUCUCUUCAGGGCCUCAGCGAGAAUGGCACCGAGUUUCUCCUGAUCUUCGACGACGGCCACUUCUCUGAGGAGUCCACCUUCAUCCUCACUGACUGGCUCGCCCACACCCCCAAGUCUGUCAUCGCGAAGAAUUUCAACCUCGCACCUGAGGUCUUCGCUCACAUUCCCGAGGGAGAGAAGUACAUCUUCAAGGGAAGCCUGCCUGGCUCCAUUGACGAUGAGGAACCCCAGGGCAAGAAGGUGAAGAAGUCCAAGUACAACUUUACCCACAGGAUGCUCGACCAAGAGCCAAUCAACAGCACCAAUGGUGGUGGACACGUUAGAAUCACGGAUUCAAAGAACUUCCCUAUCUCGAAGACUGUCGCGGCCGCUCAUGCAGUCAUCGAGCCGGGAGCUAUCCGAGAGAUGCAUUGGCACCCUACUGCCGAUGAGUGGACCUUCUUUAUCGCGGGCCGAGCCAGGGUGACUAUCUUUGCCUCCGAGGGCAAUGCCAGGACCUUUGACUAUCUCCCCGGCGACGUCGGCAUUGUCCCUCGCAACAUGGGCCACUUUGUCGAGAACAUUGGCGACGAGCCCAUUGAGAUGCUCGAGAUUUUCCGCGCCGACGAGUUCCGCGACAUCUCGCUGUUCAAGUGGAUGGGCGAGACUCCGCAGAAGCAGGUCGUCGAUACACUCUUCGCCGACGACCCCAAGAACGCCAAGCUGUUCCUCGACAAGAUCAAGGAUGCUGACAACAAUGUCGUUACUAAGCCUGACUUUGUGCGCUCCAAAAAUGAUAUGUCAGGGGAGCUUUGA